GGCUAAAACCAAAACUCAAUCUUCAGAAUCUUCUUCCUUUGCCAACAGGAUCAGAGUAUUUAAUCUGGGCUUUGUAAAUCUAUAUCAUUAAAAUGACUAAGUUUUCUUCUUUUUCUCUAUUUUUCCUAAUAGCUGGGGCUUGCAUGACUCCAGAAUGUUUCAACAUGGAAAUUAUUGGAGGGAGUGAAGUGUCACCUCAUUCCAGGCCAUUUAUGGCUUCUAUUCAAUAUGGUGGGAAUCACAUUUGUGGAGGAAUUCUGAUCCAUCCACAGUGGGUGCUGACGGCAGCCCACUGCCGAGCUCGGUUUGCCAAAGGCAAGUCUCCUAAAGUGGUUUUAGGAGCACACUCUCUCUCUAAGAAUGAGGCCUCCAAACAAACAUUUGACAUUAAGAAAUUCAUACCAUUCUCAAGAUUUAAACCAGAUCUUGAAUUGAACGAUAUCAUGCUGGUUAAGCUUCACAUGGCUGCAAAACUCGACAAGAAUGUCCAGCUGAUUCGCCUAAGAUCCAAAGACUAUAUUAGAUCUGGAACCAAAUGCCAGGUUACAGGCUGGGGCACCAACGACCCAGAAUUUUAUAGGCCUUCUGAUACUCUGCAAGAAGUCACUGUUACUGUCAUAAGUCGAAAACUUUGCAACAGCCAACGUUAUUACAACCACAAACCCAUUAUAACUAAAGACAUGUUAUGCGCAGGGGAUGCCAGAGGCCAAAAAGAUUCCUGCCAGGGUGACUCAGGUGGCCCCUUGGUCUGUAAGGGUGUCUUGUUUGCCAUAGUUUCUGGAGGUCAUAAAUGUGGCAAUGCCAAGAAACCUGGAAUCUACACCCUAUUAACCAAGAAAUAUCAGGAUUGGAUCAAAAGCAAGCUUGCCCCAUCUCACACAAAUUAAGAUUACAAAUGAGUUCCUUGGAUCUCCCAGUUGCAGUUGCUUGCUUGCUGUUCUACAGUCCAACUUUAUCUUCAGAUGUAGUUAAAGCAGAGCACUGAUUUUAUUAAGUAAUCAAUUUCUUGUUCAGAGUCUACCACUGAUGUAUUUCUACUAUGCUGAUUUCAGUCUGAAUAAAAUUUAGAAAGCUA
Messenger RNA from Choloepus didactylus (southern two-toed sloth), 1075 nucleotides. It is a transcript of the gene GZMK, whose product is annotated as granzyme K. Lineage: Eukaryota; Metazoa; Chordata; Mammalia; Pilosa; Megalonychidae. The record is from RefSeq and is a predicted model, not a curated record. Gene Ontology annotation, biological process: proteolysis. The transcript is spliced from 5 exons. Bases 93 to 887 code for a protein of 264 amino acids. Gene Ontology annotation, molecular function: serine-type endopeptidase activity.